Molecule: messenger RNA, 771 nt
Organism: Vigna umbellata (rice bean)
Lineage: Eukaryota; Viridiplantae; Streptophyta; Magnoliopsida; Fabales; Fabaceae
Source: RefSeq, a predicted model, not a curated record
AUGGAAGUUUGGGAAGAAGAACGUGAAGCUGUAAAGGCCGAUAUUAGCCAACUAAAGGAUCAGGCAGAUGAUAAUGCUCACCCUCCAGUACAUAACGCUGUGGGAACACAAUUCACAUUUCCAAUGUAUGGUUUACCACUAGGUUACACACCGCCUAUUGGAGAUCAUGCAGAGGCAGAGCACACUUCUUUGGUUUUUCCCACAACCAGCAGCGUACUCCAAAUUAGUAGCCAGGGGCCUAUCCACACGACCGAGACAAAGCCGAAUGAAACGUCCAAGCUUCCCCACAUAAUUUUCGCACAAGAUGCUGCUUUGCUCACAAAUGUAGAAGGAACAAAAGGUAAACUUGUAAUUCUAGAAGACAGACUAAGAGCCAUAGAGGGGUUUGAAAGUUACGGGUUUGGUGACGUCGCAAGGUUGAGUCUGGCCCCAGGGAUGACAAUUCCACACAAGUUUAAGGUGUCAAAAUUCGAGAAGUACAAGGGUAACACAUGCCCUAAGAACCAUUUGACCAUGUAUUGUCGAAAAAUGGCUGCCUACGUUGACGACGAUAAAUUACUUAUCCAUUUCUUUCAAGAUAGUUUGGCUGAAGCAGCGUUGAGUUGGUAUACGCAUCUGGAAUCCUCUCAUAUCGGGUCUUGGACAAAUUUGGCGGAUGCCUUUGUAAACAUGCAUGUCGCGCCAGACAGGUUACAAUUGCACCACAUGCCAAAGAAAGAGGAAGAGUCUUUUAAAGAAUACGCGCAACGAUGGAGAGACCUGGCAGCGUAG